Fibroporia radiculosa is the source of this 2016-nucleotide messenger RNA. RefSeq lists its product as uncharacterized. NCBI's taxonomy places the organism in Eukaryota, Fungi, Basidiomycota, Agaricomycetes, Polyporales, Fibroporiaceae. The record is from RefSeq and is a predicted model, not a curated record. Gene Ontology annotation, molecular function: methyltransferase activity; chromatin binding. Gene Ontology annotation, cellular component: nucleus. The transcript is spliced from 14 exons. The coding region runs from base 1 to 2016 and encodes 671 amino acids.
AUGCCCGAUGGCUUCAACAUGGCUCGCAAACCAUCCUUCAGGAGACAGCACAUGCAAAUGGAUUAUUCUACCUGGACGAGUGCGAUGAUCUCCCAGUUGAAUGCAUAUUUCAGCGGUGCCGGGUGCGAUGCUUGGAGUCAGGCGAUAGUGAACCUCCGAAUGAACCAGUGGCCAUCUUAUAGAUUUACAUGGCGCCCAAAGGAGUGCGCUUUUGUAGAAGUCUCCCGACAUGAAGUUUCGAAUGUCAUAGAUAAGUGCAAGCCGUGGAAGAAAUGUUACAUCUGUGGAAAGCGAUCGGAGGAGCGCAAGGAUGCAGCAUUUGUGCUACUCGCGGACGGCGGGGUCAUGCGGCGUGGCGUAUACUAUCAUGUCCACGAUUUCGUAUACGUGCGGCCUGACUCAAGUACAGCUUCAUUCGACGGCUCAGAACCCGUUCUCAGUCGUAUCGGACAAAUUACGGAGCUGAAGUUCGAUAGGAAUGGUCAAGUUUUUGCGGUUGGAGUUCGGUGGUAUGGACGUUAUGCUGCUGUUGUCCGUCAGAAUGGUCAAGAUAGCCAUAAUGCUGGGUCUGUCUUUACAGACAGUCGCCGUUUCUUCUACACAGAUGAUGUUGAUGUCAUUCAUCCUGGGGAGAUUGAGCACAAGAUAUAUGUUGCCACAUCCACUACACAUCUUCAAGAAAUGGUGAUCAAUGGGUGGCUCAAUCAGCACCCUCGCACUCCACAGCUCCUCCCUGAUAUGCCGAAACCUGGCGAAGUUGAUUUUAUUUAUGGCGGUAACUACUGCGCAUUCAUUUUGAUUGAUGCAAUUGUCAUCUGUUCUUUCACAGGCCCUCCAUGUCAGAGUUUCUCUGGUAUGAAUCACUACAAGAGAGCAGAUGACAUCAGAAAUACUCUGGUUUGCAACAUGCUGUCUUACGUUGAAUUUUAUCAGCCCCUAUACUUCUUGCUAGAGAAUGUUACUGGAUUGCUUUUCUACCCACUAAAUGGUCGUCAAGAGGGGCGAGCAAUUGUUGGCGGUGUCAAAAUGGGGGUUGUGAAAUUUAUUCUGCGUACCCUUGUAUCUCUGGGAUAUCAAGUACGAUUCAAAGUCUUGCAGGCUGGACAGUAUGGCUCACCUCAAGAUCGGAAAAGAGUCAUCUUUUGGGGAGCAAAACAGGGACUACCGCUUCCUGAAUUUCCACUUCCGACACAUUCCUUUCCUCGGGGUGUUCAAGCAUUUAAGCUACCUACGGGAGAUAUAUUGCGGCCAGUAACACGUUCCGAUCACAGCGCCACGACCUCGAAGUCGAUGCGCCUAGAUUUCGCCCCACUUCUGCCGGUAACUGUGAAUGAAGCACUCUCGGAUCUGCCUCCAUUUGACUGGAUCAAUCCCUUUGUCUCCCUUCGUCCGACGUCACAACAGCUUGAUUCAAUACAAACUCGUCUUGCUGCUGGUAUUAGAAGAUUUGAUGCCUUGACAUCUCCUCACUCGACAUAUCCUGGCUUCAAUGAUGCCACACCAUAUUUGACGCUACCCAUGAACUCAUAUCAAGAAUGGAUUCGUCAAGGAUCGAGUAGCUUAGUCAAGCAUCAGUACACUCGACGAUUCGCUGCAAGUGUUGUUGAACGUGUUCUAAAUGUACCAUUUGGACCAGAAGCAGACCAUACGGAUUUGCCUCACCAGUUACGCAUCUCAAGAAUGUGGCAGGGUGUCUGCGGACGUAUUGAUGAAAACGGGUUCUUUGGCACAGCACUGACGACGGUGAUGCCAACCGGGCAAUGUGGCAAGCUUCUUCAUCCUAACCAAAAGCGUAUCGUGACGGUUCGUGAAUGUGCCCGAGCGCAAGGAUUCCCGGACUGGUAUGAGUUUCACUCCAUCAACAUGAAAGCACCGGAUGUUGUAGCAGACCAACAUCGGCAGAUUGGCAAUGCCGUACCAGUCCCGCUGGCAUUAGCCCUAGGGAAAGCUUUGGGAAAGGCACUUUCGAUAUAUUGGACACAGAAAGAGCGUGAUGCGCUGAGUCCCGAAAUAUAA